Messenger RNA from Psilocybe cubensis, 1671 nucleotides. RefSeq lists its product as uncharacterized. Lineage: Eukaryota; Fungi; Basidiomycota; Agaricomycetes; Agaricales; Agrocybaceae. Gene Ontology annotation, biological process: L-histidine biosynthetic process. The coding region runs from base 1 to 1671 and encodes 556 amino acids. Gene Ontology annotation, molecular function: imidazoleglycerol-phosphate synthase activity; oxo-acid-lyase activity. The record is from RefSeq and is a predicted model, not a curated record. The transcript is spliced from 2 exons.
AUGGGUCUCUUUCUGCUCGACUACGGUGCUGGCAAUGUCCAGAGUCUCGCAAAUUCCCUCGUUUCUCUCGGAUACAGUUUCCAAUGGAUCAAGCAGCCCUCCGAUUUCGCACAGGCUACUAGCCUCAUCUUUCCCGGUGUCGGUGCUUUUGAAACAGCAAUUGGCCACCUCACUGCCCGUGGGCUUUUUCAGCCUUUGAAAGAAUAUAUUCUCUCUGGCAAGCCGUAUUUUGGCAUUUGCAUAGGAAUGCAGGUCCUCUUCGAGUCAUCGGCCGAAGCUUCUUCCAUGGGCUUGGGUAUCAUCCCCUGUCCCAUUCAGAAAUUCGAUGACGAAGACAAAUCUGUCCCCCACAUGGGCUGGAACACUGCUGACCCCCUCGUGAGCACCGAUACCGAGGGCGUCGAUGCGUCAUCGUACUACUACUUUGUCCACUCCUUCUGCGCCAAAUAUGAGCCAGAGCGCUAUCCUGACGCCAUGCGCUGGGUCCACACCACCACCCAGUACGGCCAGGAGGUCUUCGUCUCUUCCGUGCGUAGAGGCAACGUAUUCGCGACGCAGUUCCACCCCGAAAAAUCCGGAAAGGCCGGCCUCGCCCUCCUCGAAGAAUGGCUCAGCAAACCCGAGGCGGCGCACACGCACGCACCGAGUGCGCCCCUGCUCAACCGCACACCGAAGGCAGCGCACAACCUCACCAAGCGCAUCGUCGCGUGCAUGGACGUGCGUGCGAACGACCACGGCGACCUCGUCGUGACCAAAGGUGACCAGUACGACGUGCGCGAAAAGACAACCACCGCGGACACAGCAGGCGCCGUGCGCAACCUCGGCAAGCCAGUCGCCCUCGCUGCGCGGUAUUAUCAGGCCGGCGCAGACGAACUGUGCCUGCUCAACAUCACUUCCUUCCGCCACUCUCCGCUGCAAGACCAGCCAAUGCUUGCCGUCGUGCGCGCCGCGGCUGAGUGCGUGUUUGUUCCACUCACUAUCGGCGGCGGGAUUAAGGACAGCGUCGACCCGGACGGCACGCCGCGCAGUGCUUUGGAGGUCGCCGGUGCAUACUUCCGUGCGGGCGCGGAUAAAGUCAGCAUCGGCUCUGAAGCUGUGUACGCUGUUGAGCGAUACCGCGCGUCAGGUGCAUUCGACCCCAAAGGCGCGAUCGAGAGCAUCGCGGCAGUGUACGGUAAGCAGGCGGUCGUGGUGUCCAUUGACCCACGCAGAGUGUACAUUGAUGACCCGAGCACAUAUGACGGGCCGUACAAGGACGAGCUGGUCUACGGUGCCCCUGAUAGUGUAGAUGAACGCGAGCGAGGCAAGGCGUGGUGGUACCAGUGCACCGUUUCGGGUGGACGCGAGUCACGGCCGCUCUCAGCCGUACAACUCGCGCAGGGCGUGGAGGCACUUGGAGCUGGCGAGAUCCUAGUGAAUAGCAUCGACCGCGAUGGGACAGGGCGCGGGUUCGACCUUGCGCUGGUGAACCUCAUCAAGAAGAGCGUGAAGAUCCCCGUUGUCGCGAGCAGUGGUGCCGGGACCGCUGACCACUUUGUGGAUGUAUUUGAAGGAACGCCGGUUGAGGCUGCCUUGGCCGCUGGCAUAUUCCAUCGUGGCGAGGUGGGCAUCGAUGAGGUCAAGCAGAAGAUGAAGGCGGCAGGUAUCAACGCUAGAGAGACAAGCAAGUGA